Messenger RNA from Poecilia latipinna (sailfin molly), 1550 nucleotides. RefSeq names its product RNA polymerase II-associated protein 3-like. The annotation marks the transcript as partial. NCBI's taxonomy places the organism in Eukaryota, Metazoa, Chordata, Actinopteri, Cyprinodontiformes, Poeciliidae. Gene Ontology annotation, molecular function: protein binding. The record is from RefSeq and is a predicted model, not a curated record. The transcript has 12 exons. Gene Ontology annotation, cellular component: protein folding chaperone complex.
GUUGAAGAUGCUUUUCAGUUUUCUCUGGUUGUUGUGAUAAAUCUUUGCCUCACCAGGUAUGCCGUGGCCGAGUCGGACUGCAACCUGGCCGUCGCCCUUGACGACAGCUACUAUAAGGCGUAUGCUAGGAGAGGAGCCGCUCGGUUUGCCCUGCAAAAACACCAGUUGGCUCUGGAAGAUUACCAGAUGGUCCUCCAGCUGGACCCGGGAAACGCCGAAGCCCAGAGUGAAGUGAAGAAACUCCAGGAGAUCCUUGCUCAGGUGGACGUCCGGGGUCCGGCCGUCCAGCCCGCCGAAGCCACCGCCGCCGACCAGCAGCGACAGCUGGAAGAGCAGCAGAGGAAACAGGAAGCUGUGAUGCAGAAGGACAGAGGAAACGCUUACUUCAAAGAAGGGAAGUAUGAGGCAGCCAUAGAAUGCUACAGCAGAGGAAUGGAGGCAGACGGCAUGAACGUCCUCCUGCCUGCCAACAGAGCCAUGGCCUUCCUCAAGUUGGACAGGUAUAAAGAAGCAGAGGAGGACUGUACAGCAGCCAUUUCUCUGGAUGACACUUACUCCAAGGCCUUCGCCCGCCGCGGCACAGCCAGACUGGCCCUGGGGAAACUGCAGGAGGCCAAGGAAGAUUUCCAGCGGUUGCUCCAGCUGGAGCCCGGGAACAAGCAGGCCCUGAAUGAGCUGCAGAAGCUGCAGACGGAUCCAGACUGCAGCGGCGCUCUGCAGGCGGAGGAUGGCGCCCAGAGGAGGACGGUCCAACCCGUGGACAAACCAGAACAUCUGCGCUCAACCAAACCUCUGAGACGAAUCGACAUCCAGGAGAUCAGCGGGAAGCUAGCGCUGCCCAGGCAGGAAGCUCUUCCUCCGUUAAUCCAGGAAGUAGACAGGAAGACUGACUCGCCGCUGUCUUCAUCGCCCAGCGCCAAGAUCAUCAAAAUGGAGGAAGCAGCAGAAACACAGACACAGAGACAUGACAGAGUUUCUGCCAGCAGAGACGCCAGCCAAUCAGUUCAGGAGGAAUCCACAGAAGCAGCUGAAGCACCAAGUUCAGACGUUCCUCCUGCUCCCAGCAGCAGCUUCCAGCUGGAGGCGGACCUCCGGAAGCUCAGCAAGCAGCCGGAGGCGGUUUACAGAUACCUCAGGCAAAUCAGUCCCUCAGCGUACAGCCAGAUCUUCCAGAACUCUCUGGAGCCGGACCUGCUCAACCAGAUCCUCAGAACCCUGCGCGAUUUCUUCAUAGGGAAUGAACCUCCAACCUCCAUCUUGGAGACCCUCGGCUGUCUGGCGGGUGUGAGGCGCUUCGACAUGGCCGUCAUGUUCAUGACGCCGCAGGACAAGAAAGUGCUGAAGGAGCUGUUUGACUUCCUGCUCCAAGCCCAGCUGGACCAGCCCACCGUUUCAGACCUGCAGAAGAAGUACGGAGUAUGAUGGACGGACAAACGUGUUCCCAGCUUCCAGCGUCUGCAAUGCUUUUUCUUCAACCUGCCAAAUAUAACCUGACAUUUGCUGAACUGAUCACUUAACCAAAUAAAACAGGUGUGUGUUUCUGAAACGUG